Molecule: messenger RNA, 2895 nt
Organism: Juglans regia (Persian walnut)
Lineage: Eukaryota; Viridiplantae; Streptophyta; Magnoliopsida; Fagales; Juglandaceae
Product: transcription factor TFIIIB component B''-like
Exons: 15
Coding region: 289-2727 (812 amino acids)
Biological process (GO): RNA polymerase III preinitiation complex assembly
Cellular component (GO): transcription factor TFIIIB complex
Molecular function (GO): TFIIIC-class transcription factor complex binding
Source: RefSeq, a predicted model, not a curated record
UCGGACCCUGAUUCAGUCCCCCCCGACUCUCGUCUCUCUCUCGCCGAGUCGCCGCGCGACCUCACCCUGACCCAGUAACCACUCCCGCUGGCCGCGGUCGAUACGCUCAGUGGCUUCAGGCCGUCGCAUCGCGCAACACCUCUGUUUGAAGCACCACCACAAGCCCCGUCUCACCCCACCAUGACGUAGAGGCUGACGCAUCGCACGUACAGUCGCACUUGACCGUCGCUUGGAGCACAUCACACCAUUACCGGUGAGAAGUUAGCCUUAGAGUGCAAUUAUUUUGGAAUGGAUUUGGACGACCCAUUUUGUGAUGAUAUUCUGGAGACAGUUAAAAGUAAACCCAAGGCUGGUGGCAAGUUUCAACCAAAGGCUAAAUCCAGUGCGAAAGAUGGGACUUCUACAUCAGUCCCAUCAGGUCCUUCAGGUUCUAACGAUGAAAAGUCUGUUAGACUAACCUCCUCAGGCUUAGAGACUAAACAAUAUGCUCGGCCCGUUGUCGCAGAAAAUAAAUUGACAACUGGGGAUGGAAUUUCUGCAGCUACCUCAGAGAUUGUAUGCAUUAACCAGAAAUCAAAAGACAAUGAAAGCUCUUUUUCUGACAACAAAAGCUUGGAAUCUGUCAAGACCUCAUCCCAACAUGUCAUGGGAGAGGAUAUUGGCUCUAAAGAUGCUCUGCAUCCAGAGGUUGCAACAUCUGAGAGCCACAUUGGUUGGCAUUCCUGCAUGGGAAUCUUGUCAGCAGAGAUAGACUCCAUGGAAUUUGAAUUGGAGCCCUUUGGAGGUAUUCUUUCCGAGGCUGACGCAACAAAUGGUAAUGAUGAUCGGGAAGGUUCCCUUUCUCAUUCAAAAAUGCCUACUUUUCUUGAUUUCAACAAUAAGGAUUCAGUGGAGCAUUUUGGUAUUCGGGCUUGUAAUUCUGUUGACUCUUCAGCACUUGGGGCAUGUGAGGCUGCAGAGCCUCAAACUUGUCCUGAUGCUCAUAUAAACCGAGAUACAGUUACUUAUAGGGAAGCUGGUGUUUCUAACAAUGUUGUAGAUAUUCAGAUUAAUAAUGGAAGGUCGGAAACAGAGUUUCAGGAAGCUGGGGCCUUUUCUGGCAUGGAAGAUCUAGAUUUUAUGUCUCAGGCCGAUACUCCAUUUGGACUGCAUACUGGCAAGUUUCGACCCAAGCCCAAGAUGAAAACAAGAAAAGAAAAACCUAGUACUGACAUCUCUCACCCAGAAGUUGAGUCUGUUAUGCAUUCGCAAGCUCCUGAGUUGGUUCCUUCUGACACUGGAUACGCUAAUGUGGACUCAGUUCCUGCCUUCCCGGCUGACGAUUUACAAGAUAACUCCAUGAGGAUUGAUGAUUUUAUUACAUUGGACCCAACCUCUGAAAUUUCAAUAAACGAAGAUUCAAUAAAUCUUGCCAAAACUUCUUACUCCGAUUGCCCUGUUCCGAGGGAUAUUCUGCAUUCAGAGGAUGUUCCUGAAAUUCUAACAGAACUGGAUUCUAACUGUAGAAGAGGAGAAGCUUCUACAUCAUCGGAUCUUCUUCAAAAAUGCAAAAGAUCUGCUACAGCUGAUGAAGAGAACAAUGAUGACAAAUCGUUGAGAAAUCUAAACAAUGAUGGCAAAUCGUUGAGAAAGCUAAGGAAAAAAGUAUCUUUUCAACUUAUCGAUGAGCCAGAUGGUGAGGCUAAUGAAAAUGGGGGCUUCUCUAGUGAACCUCCCAAUGAUUCUAAUAUAGGCGAAGUUGAGGACGGUGAUGAUGAAGAUGAAUAUAGAGUGGAAAGUGAUGAUGAAUUUAGAGUGGAAAGUAUGUCCCAGAAGAAAAGGGCUCCAAGAAAGUCAAAGAAAUCUGGGGUUGAAAAUGGUAAACCCGUACAAAAGCGCAAGAGGGCCAAUGAAGCUGCCGACCAGUUGACCAAAAAACCUCCCAAAAAAUUUUCUCAUUCAACUCGUCGAAACAGGAGAUGUGUGGAUAAGGUUUUACUUGAAACACCAGAGGAUGAAAUUGACCCUCAAAGGUUGCCUAUCAAGGAUCUCAUUUUGCUUGCUGAGUACAAGGAGCGACUAGCGAGCAAAGAGGCAGAAACGUCAAAAACACCCUUGACCAAUUUAAGGUCUUACAAUUCCUUUCCCGAGGAAUCAUCUUACAAGGGAGAGGCUGCUUUUGUUUCAGAACAAGGCAGAGGUUCUGAUGAUGAUCAACCAAGUUAUGAGGUUCCAACUAACCCUUUCAUUAAUUACCAGUCUUUCAUGGACAAAACUCCCAGUACAAGAUGGUCAAAACAAGACACAGAACUGUUCUAUGAGGCUGUUCGGCAGUUCGGGACAGAUUUUGCUAUGAUACAACAACUUUUUCCUGGUCGAACUCGUCAUCAAGUCAAGUUGAAAUUUAAGAAGGAAGAGCGUCAAUAUCCAUUACGGCUUUCUGAAGCCCUAACCAGUCGUGCUAAAGAUCAUUCCCAUUUCCAGUUGGUGAUUGAGCGGUUGCAACAAGCUUCUCAGGCGGAAGAUGCUUAUGUAGAUGACGUGGUUGGAAGGACAGGCAAGGAGGAGGAGGAGGAGAUAGUGGAAUUGACUACUCAAGCGAAGGAGGAAGUGGCAAAACCUGAGCAGGAUGAGGAAGUAGUUGUUGAAGAUCAGGAAGCAGAUUUGGGUGAAGUUCAUAGUCCUGCCAAGUCUGAUGCAGGCGAUGAUAACCUCUAUGACUGGAGUCAAUAUAAAAGUGAUUAUUAGCAAUAAAAAAAAUACACAAUCUAUUUGUUUUUUUUUUUUUUUAAAUUUUUAUUCUAAUUAAAGUAAAGCAGCCUGUACAGCAGCACUCUGACACAUGAAACCGCCCAUUGCUUCUUGUAAGAGUGAUCAAUUCUUGUCUGAAAAUGCAAACAUUUUAUCGUUUCCAUC